GUUGCUCGUUGGUUGUUGGUUAGUGCCGGAGAAUUGAAGUACAUUUUAUCAGGAGGUACUGUCAUCAGAGGUUUAUUGAUGUUCCUCAUAUAACAACAUUACUUAGAUUGUUAAACAGGCGGUCUCAUUGACAUACAUUUAUAUUAAAUUUCAAUAUCUACAGUAAUAUAAGAUAAUUGCUAUAAUAUCGUGAAUAAUAAUAUGCAAUAAAUUUAUGAUAUAUACUAUUUAUAAUACUGUUCAACAAGGUACAACUGACUGGCAUGAAUUAUGUUAUGGUGUGUGAAGAAUAACAUACUGUAAAUUCUUUUGUAGUUAACGACAAGACUUGUAAAUCCUUAAGUUAUUCUGUAAACUGUACUCAAAGUAAUUAUGAAAAAGAAAGAACCUGUCUCGACUGGAAAGAGGACAGUUAAUCUUGAGCUACACAAUCAGCUGUUAGAAUCUGAUGCUGGUAUCAUCGCAUCUCAUGUUUUUGGAGAUGAAGGAUUAAAGACAAUUUUCGUUCCAAGUCAACAGAACGAGGGUGUUUCUCAAAAGUUAAUACUUCAAAACACAAAUGUGUACAUACACAGAGUGCUUGAUGCCAUUGAACCAUCCGUUGCUGCAUGUGAGAAAGACACCAGACCUGGGCGACUAGGUAUUCCUCAGGUGAUUUUUGACAGUACAGCACAGGUGGGGACACUGGUUAUGAGUGGUGACAGACUACGUGCUCAGUCACAGAGCAACUUCAGCACUGUCAAGGCUAAUGUCUGCUUUUACUCUGGUAAAUGGCAGUAUGAAUUGCACCUGGAGAGCAAAGGGGUAAUGCAAGUAGGAUGGUCCAUGGCACUGGGAGAGUUUUCGCCAGAGUCUGGUGUUGGUGACACAGUUUACUCAUACUCGUUUGAUGGCAAUCGAGUACGCAGGUGGAAUCUUGUAACCGCAGAGUACGGAGAGCCGUGGCAAGUUGGGGAUGUCAUUGGCUGCACAAUUGACCUGGAUGUGGGAAAUAUGCACUUCUACAGGAAUGGCAGGGAUCUUGGGGAGGCAUUCUCGUUCAUCCCGUUGGGUCCGGGUUGUGCCUACUACCCAGCUGUCAGUCUGGCGUAUGAAGAGAAACUUCAGGCUAAUUUUGGCUCGACACCUUUUAAAUACCCCAUAUCACCUUACUUGCCGGCCCAACAACCUCCUACUGGAGCUGUCUUGAGAGCUGAACAAUUGUUUCAUUGGUUUCAACGUAUUACCACUGCAAAUCAGUCUAGACCUAAGGGAAAAGCUGAGGACCAAUCGUCGCUAAAGCAGUCAUUUGCGACUACUGUUUUGUUAUUCAGUGAGGUGUUGAUGACUCACCUUGUUAAUCUGCUGGGUAAAGUCUAUGUAAUUGAAGCCUGUUUGGUGCCUUUCCUACACAAAAUCGCAAAUGAAAGUCCGGACAAUCAAGGGUUACCUGGUGGCAGGCGGACGCUCUGGAAGUUCAAUUUCUUCUGUGAUGUCCUCAGAAUUUUCCUUGAGCCAGAUGAUUUAAAAGAACUGAUUCAAGCAUUAUGCAAGUGCCUUUUACGACAAUUUAACCAAACCCCAGACUCUUUGGAUUAUCCAAAACAGACUGCUGUGCUGGAAAUGUUGUCAGACAUUUGUCAAAACAACUACAUGAGACGUAUCCUGCUGAAACAACAGGGGUUUCUCAAAAUAAGUGUUCCUGAAUUCAUGGAUCUGAAACAGAUGGAUACACAAGCACUUAAACAUAUUGUUGUUCGCACUUGGUGGGGCCCAAUGGAUAACAAAGCCUUAACUCCAGUGGAUGAAGAGAAACGAGACAGCUAUCUUUUGUGGUGUUGGACUAUAACUUCCAAAACAUUUGAAUUACAAAAACAACAAGAGAGUUUCUUGAAGCUGCUUCUAACUGAGUUUGAUGGAAAUGCAAUAAACGAAGCAACGUCAAGAUUACACUUUCUGCACAUGUUCCGAUUAUUUCUGAAGGACAACCACGUAUCUGGCUUGGUGAGUUUCUUGUGGAACAACCAGAACAUUGCACCGACUCCUCUGCCGGUGGCACUGAGCUACUUCUACUGUCUCAUGAAUGUGCUGAUUGAACUGUGGAAGGAGUACAUGUGGGAGACCCCUCAUGUGUCAAUCACUUUGUUCUUCGAUGGUUCUGUCGACUACUUCUCCUUGGACCGACUGGGAGGUGUCUUGAGUCAUCUGAUCACGACUUUCCGUGCACCGCUUAUAGGAGAGCUUGGGGAGAACCACAGAAUCCUGACUGAACCUCCUCCACAACCACCAAUACAACCUCAAGGUCUACAGAUCCAGGUGACGACAGGAGUGGAUGGGGGUUCCGGGGUGGCUUCACAACUCACCCGCUGGUUUAGUGUAGGGCCAGUACAGCAACAAGCCGAGCCGCCCCCCACAGUGGAAGUCGCUCCCAGGAACAUCAGCAGCAUAACGUCUCUCAUGGAACUGAUGGAUGGUGUCAUCCUUCUGUAUCAUCUGGCAGCUCACAAACAGCUCUACAAGGUUAGCACUUUGAGAGAUGAUAUGGACAAGUAUAUAAAGACAAUAGACGAGGCGAAGGCAAGAUUGAAGUUAGCCCAAGACAGCUGUCCUGAGGCUGCAGCUGAAAUAGAAGCAUCCAUUGGGACUAUGGAGCGCAAGGUGGAUGAGCAGGCUCGUAUUGGAAUGGCCUGGGUAAGAGGUACAGUUUACACUGAGGAGAGAAGAAACAAGUUGGUUUGGUUGCUUGAAGCCAUUCUUGAGACCCUGAAGAGGGCCUCCAAGAAGGGAGACUUGUUUGCAUUUGUGCCAGACUUCUAUCUUGAAUCAAUGGUGGAGAUUUGUACAGCACUCAGAAAUUACUUCAGUCCAACUGCACCUCUGGAGGAAAUAAAUGGUAUCAACAAGAUACUAACGCAGGUGGCUGAGUUUCUGGUGAACCUCUUAGCUGACACUAGGGUAGUGAAUUUGGCAAGCAAAGACACAGUCAUUGAAGCACUUGCAGGUUUUGUUGCCAAGAAAGUGACAAUGGAAUGUCUUGAAAAAAUGCCAUUGUAUAGCCAGGAUAAAUUUAUACGAAUGCUCUUAAAGCCAUAUGAUAAUCGACCUUGGGGCCAAACCAAUUGGAUCCUGAUGAGAAUGUGGCAAGGCUGUGGCUUUGCUUUCCGAUACAAGAAAUCUCCUCAUCUCAGUCGGAAAUUGGGGCCUCGGACACCGUCAAGUGAAUCUGGUCUCCUCAUUCAUCAAUCUUUUGAUCCCUGUCCAUCAGAGAAGUAUCAAAGGUUGAUUGCUAAGAUAUUAUAUUACGACCAAGAAAUGGCUACAGAGUUUUUGAAUUCAGUUCUCAAACAACUCAACUGGUCCUUUUCUGAGUUUAUCAGCAUGAUGCAAGAGAUUCAGAACUUGUCGAAGAGGCCAGAGCGGGUGAUCAUUGAUGCACGCCAGCUGAAAAUCUGCGCAACAUGUUUUGAUUUUGUGAUAAGCCUGCUGCGGGUGGUGGAGAUGAUAUGUACCAUCUGCCUGCCAGUGUUCACUGACAGUUCCAGGGAGGGCACCGAGAACCUGCUGGAACGCUUAAGUCAGCUGCUGAGCCAGAUCUUGCUGCGAGUAACAUCACCCACAGGCUGUUUCACUCAUGUCAUCUCCCUGGAAGUACCCGAUUUGGACUCUAUCGACCAAUUCCCGGUGUUAUCAGCUGUUGUAGGAGUUAUUGUUGCACUCUUAGCUGAAGAUCUGAAAGAUCCAGAGAAAACUGUAAUGUCUCCAGCAAUAAAAAGCCUUCUGUAUGAACCAGCCUUCCAGUUGAAUACAUUCAAGUACGUCUUAGGAAAAACAGGCGACCAGGAGAAUUUCUCACUAGCAAAUUAUCCACAAGCAGUGAGUGCUGAGGAGUUGGACACUGUUAACAAGGUGAUCAGUCUCCUGACACAUCAGCAGACUCGUAUGAGUGAGGUCAGUGAAGUUGACGAGGAGGAGCUGUGCCCCAUCUGUUGUGCAAUGCCACUAGCAGUCACCUUCAUGCCUUGUCACCAUAGAUCUUGCAAAUCCUGUAUAACACAUCAUCUAAUGGACUGCAAGAACUGUUUCUUCUGCAAAACAGCCAUAAACUCUGUGGUGUCUAACGAUGGCAAACUUCUGUUUGAUGCAACUGCCUCAGCUCAUAAAGUCACAGACCUACAUCCUAUUUAGCACAUUAUUUAGUGACCUAAUGCUUCCCACAUUUGGCUUGUGGCAGCUACAUAAAUUAGAUGCUUUAGUAAUUUUUUUUAUACAUUUUCUUGUUACCAUUAUUUAACAUGGAUCAUAUCCUCUUUUUUAUGAUGUUACACAUUGUUUUAUCACUCAUGUUGAACUAAAUGAUUAGUGCUACUUCUUGUAAAUUUGUUAAGUUUUUGUUGGUUAGUUUGUUGUGUAAAAUAGUAUUUUGUUGUUUGUGUGUAUGCACUA
This is a messenger RNA of Homalodisca vitripennis (glassy-winged sharpshooter), 4422 nucleotides long. It is a transcript of the gene Kpc1, whose product is annotated as E3 ubiquitin-protein ligase RNF123. The record is from RefSeq and is a predicted model, not a curated record. The transcript is spliced from 24 exons. Gene Ontology annotation, molecular function: protein binding; ubiquitin-protein transferase activity. The coding region runs from base 373 to 4164 and encodes 1263 amino acids. Lineage: Eukaryota; Metazoa; Arthropoda; Insecta; Hemiptera; Cicadellidae. Gene Ontology annotation, cellular component: cytoplasm.